GGGAACUCGUAUGUUCUUUUUACGCAGAUUUACGGACUAACAUGGGGGGAAGAGAGAGCUCCUGACGAGGAUUGACUCUCAGUGAACCCCUGCUCCGUGGUACGAGUCUGAGGCUAAUAAGACAGGGAGGAAAGAGGUCGACAGGGAAGACAUGUUGAAGGGUUUUUCGUCUUGAGGUUGCGGUAGGAUGUUGACGUUGUGCUCUUGAGACGGACGGCUCUCGUGGAGGAAUUAAAAAAAAAAAAAAAAAGACGGCGUAUGGAAACUGGGCGGUAGGAAAUGCUCAGGAGCCAUUGUUUUGAUCGGUGUUUAUUUAAUUGGUUUGUUGUGAUCUGAAAUAACGAAGGCCUCGUAGGCAGCCCCGCAGUAAAUAUAGACACGGUCAGCAAACAGAGGCUACAUCGCUGGAAAUUGACCCGAUAAACCUAUUUCCAUUUUAGGAGACGUUUUUUUUUUUUUUUUUUUUUAAAAUUGAGCCGCUGUGUUUUUUGCAGUGGGUUAAAGGCGGUGUUUACGGACGGUUCGCUUUUAAAACCAAACGCAGCGUUUAGAUGAAAUUGCUUAACCGGAGAGCCAAAACAUUUCCAGAUACAUCAACUCUUAAGGGGGUCAUACAAAGGCCCAGUAGAAAACACAGUGAAGGCUACUUGGCAGUUUUAAAAGACUAUUUGACCUGCAUAGUAAAAUCCAGCAGAGGUUGGAUUAAAACACAAAGGUGUCUAAUUUAGCCCCAGUUUAGCUCAGCAGAGGGGACAAAAGACGAUUUUUAAAUGUUAAUGUCGACCGACGUUGCAUCAAUCAUGCUGCCUGUGUCCCGGGGUCUCAUGGACCGGGAUAGAGAGCUGGACACCAUGGCCGGGGUUCAUCCCAACCCGGGCGUCGCUCCGGCAGCCGUCCGGGGCAUGAAGCGCGGCGACCCGGAGCCGGACGUGCAGACGGCGGCGGCUCUGGUGGACUCGGCCGGGGCGGAGUGCAAGCGCCCCCGGAUCGACGGCUCAGGAGGAAUCGGCGAGGUCGGUCAGAAUAACGACCCUUUGACCCUUGGUUACCAUGGCUACCCAUCUCAUAGUCAGGGCUCUCAGGAUAGUGCUGGCGGUCAGGAGGGACUCGUACCCCCACCUUUCUCCGCAUUCCCUCCACCUCCACCGCCACCCCCCCAGAACGGCCUGGCCCUGGAUUACGGGGGCAGCCUUUAUGCAGCAGGGGCUGUUCAGGGCCCAGUGGAAGCCGGCGGAGCAGCGAACAGUGCCGCCAACACCGCCAACAGCCUCAGUGCCCAACAGUCGGAUGGGUCCUCCCAGAUUGAUGGACAGUCAGGGGUUGGCUCAGGAGGAGGAGGUGGUGGGGUGAGCGCUGGGGAUGAUUCAGACGCCAAGGGGACCCCCAAACGCCUCCACGUGUCCAACAUCCCCUUCCGCUUCCGAGACCCUGACCUACGGCAGAUGUUUGGGCAAUUUGGCAAAAUCCUCGAUGUCGAGAUCAUUUUCAAUGAGAGGGGAUCCAAGGGCUUCGGUUUUGUAACAUUCGAGUCAAGUGCAGAUGCCGAGAGGGCCAGAGAGAAGCUUCACGGUACGCUGGUGGAAGGACGUAAAAUUGAGGUCAAUAAUGCCACAGCCAGAGUGAUGACGAACAAGAAGAUGACCACACCGUACUCUAACGGAGAAGGCCUCGCUGCUCUUCCAUAUGCUGGGUGGAAGUUGAGCCCCAUGGUUGGAGCGAUGUACAGUCCCGAGCUCUAUACAGUACCAGGGUUCCCAUACCAAGCAGCGGCAGCAGCAGCUGCUUCCACUGCUGCGACCUUUCGAGGCACUCAUCUCCGGGGUCGUGCCCGGCCCGUCUACAGUGCGGUCAGGGCAGCUGUGCCACAACCUGCCAUCCCUACAUACCCCGGCGUGAUGGCCUAUCAGGAUGGUUUUUACAGUGCGGCCGAUCUCUAUGGGGGCUAUGCAGCGUAUCGUUACGCCCAGCCGGCUGCGGUAGCGACUCCGGCAGCAGCAGCGGCUGCAGCGGCAGCUUACAGUGACAGCUACGGACGAGUUUACACGGCAGACCCGUACCAUGCUGCACUCGCCCCGGCUGCCUAUGGUGUUGGAGCCAUGGCCACGCUGUACAGGGGAGGCUACAGUAGAUUUGCCCCUUACUAAGGACACCAUAUUUCCCAGGAGCUCCUCUCUUGCAUUGAAUUACUCUAAAAGAGCUCCCUCUGUUGUGGUGGAGGUGGACUGCACCCAGUUUUAAAGUGUGGAGUAAACCACAACAAAGAAAUUUAUGAUCCCCACCCAAAGCAGUCCCACAUUUUCUUAUAUAGGCUACUACAGAAAUAGAGGAAUGCUGUAUUAAAGACUGACAGAUGGCCUUUACAUUUAAAAAAAAAAAAAAAAAAAGAAGAAGAAAAAAGUAAAGACUUAAAAUGGCCACCUUCCCUAUUGCACGGCUGUAUUAUAGUCCCCUCCCCCCCUUAUUCCCUCUGCACUCCGCAGCAUACUCGGGAUGGAGCCAAGAUGUUCUUCCAAAGGCUUUAUGUGGAUAACUGACAUUAAAACAGCUGUCAACCAUGUAUGAAAAAAGUGCUCAGUGCUGUGUGGCCUGCACACACUCGACAUAUAAGGAAAAAGAGAGAGAAGCAAGAAAUCGAGGUGUUCACAAAGCGGUUGGAGCAGUAGGAAGCAGGAAGGUGCAUCGAAAGAGCAUCUAGAAACAUUUUGAACCUGAAUGACGAGUCACUAAAAUGAUAAAACAACCACGGAUGGAUUUUAUUAUUCCUCCUUAACGUGGGCGUAUAGUAAUGAGGGAGGAUUUCCAUUCUCGUUGUAUUCUGGUAGAGGGAGACUGAACAUGGCAACUUGGAGAGAUGAUGCGAUGGUUUAUAACGCUACAGAAAUCACGUCCGAAAGCUGAAGGAGGGAGGGUUAUUAGAGCUGUUCCUUACCUCAAGUUUUCUUAGUAUGUGGAAAUGGUGAACCUUUAAACUUAAAAUUGUUAUGAUAUGCAAAGAAAUUAGUUUAGAGAAAAAAACUUACCAAAUUAUUAUUAUUAUUGUAAUUAUUCUCAUAAUUAUUCUUAUUAAACCAUUAUUUUUGUUUGACUCAGCUACACAGCAGCCACUACUGUUAUGGGACAUGUAGAUUAAACAGUGAAAUCAGAAAAUGAUCAUCUAUUAAACUAUAAUAUUCCACCUUUUGACCAUAUGACACAUCUAUAGUCUCACUUCAUCCUUCUCAUGCACAGGAUUUCACUACACUCUGUGUGCAGCCACCACUAAACACUACAGAAAGUGUAACACUACACUGAACAACUUUUUCUCGUUCAGUUGAUUUUAGAUUUAGAUCCAAAUUAAUCCUCCAUCCACAACCCUGGGGUUCAAGUAUUUCUUGAUUAUUUAAUAUAGAAACUUUAUUAUUUGGAUUUUCCCCUCCCGCUCCAUCUUUUAUAGAGCAAAGUACAACAUUGAAUGAGUCUUCCUAAAACAUACUGUGGUUGGUAAUUGUGUUCGGGACGCUGCCAGCAGCAAUUACUGAGCAAGAGAGAGAUUCUGUCAGUGAGUUAAUAGAAAAUAUUUAAAUGCAAAACUCCUUACUAUUGUGCAUAUUUCUAUACUGUUGUAUUUCCAAAACGUGGCUUUUUUUUUUUGGCUUUUGUUUUUGUUCCAAAGAUUUGUAGAAAGCACAUUUUUCUGGCGUAUGUAUAAAUAUAUAAUCUUUGUUACUAUUAUCAUAAUCCUUGAUAAUCCUAUUGCUGUCUUUAUUUACU
Messenger RNA from Xiphias gladius (swordfish), 3750 nucleotides. RefSeq names its product RNA binding fox-1 homolog 2 (gene rbfox2). Bases 771 to 2144 code for a protein of 457 amino acids. The transcript has 13 exons. NCBI's taxonomy places the organism in Eukaryota, Metazoa, Chordata, Actinopteri, Istiophoriformes, Xiphiidae. The record is from RefSeq and is a predicted model, not a curated record. Gene Ontology annotation, cellular component: nucleus; cytoplasm. Gene Ontology annotation, molecular function: mRNA binding. Gene Ontology annotation, biological process: regulation of alternative mRNA splicing, via spliceosome; nervous system development.